Messenger RNA from Chanos chanos (milkfish), 921 nucleotides. RefSeq names its product beta-1,3-glucuronyltransferase 2 (glucuronosyltransferase S) (gene b3gat2). Gene Ontology annotation, cellular component: Golgi membrane. The transcript has 4 exons. The record is from RefSeq and is a predicted model, not a curated record. Gene Ontology annotation, biological process: chondroitin sulfate proteoglycan biosynthetic process; carbohydrate metabolic process. NCBI's taxonomy places the organism in Eukaryota, Metazoa, Chordata, Actinopteri, Gonorynchiformes, Chanidae. The coding region runs from base 1 to 921 and encodes 306 amino acids. Gene Ontology annotation, molecular function: galactosylgalactosylxylosylprotein 3-beta-glucuronosyltransferase activity.
AUGAAAUCUCUCUUCUACAGCCGUUUUUUCAUAUUGCUUCCAUGGGUCUUGAUCGUUAUCAUCAUGAUCGAUAUAGAUACAAAGAGAUCCUCAGUUCGAAACACUGCGCACUUCUACCUCUCCCGACUGGGGAGCGCUCAACGCGAGGUUCGGACUGUUCAAACUAGCUCCGCGACCAACCGCACCGUUCUCCCAACCAUUUACGCCAUCACCCCCACUUACAGCAGAGCGGUGCAGAAAGCAGAACUCACCCGUCUCGCAAACACCUUCCGUCAAGUACCACAGUUUCACUGGAUCGUAGUUGAGGAUUCAAACGCGCGGACAGAGUUGGUGUCGCGCUUUCUCGCCCGUUCGGGGGUGCAGUACACACACUUGCACAUUUUUACACCGCGCAGAUUUAAGCGGACCGGGAUGCCCCGGGCCACCGAGCAGAGGAACGCUGCUCUCGGGUGGCUGCGGAUGCAUCGCUCGUCAAAGGACAAUGGAGUUGUUUUCUUCGCGGAUGAUGACAACACAUACAGCCUGGAAUUAUUUGAAGAGAUGCGAUCAACACGACGAGUGUCAGUGUGGCCCGUGGGGCUGGUGGGGGGUCGUAGGUAUGAGCGCCCCCUGGUGGAAAAGGGAAAAGUGGUGGGCUGGUACACAGGUUGGAGGGCAGACCGGCCGUUCGCCAUCGAUAUGGCAGGUUUUGCAGUGAAUCUCCAGGUGAUUUUGGCAAACCCCCGCGCCUUGUUUAAGAGAAGAGGGGCCAAGCCAGGCAUGCAGGAGUCCGACUUCCUCAAACAGAUCACCAGAGUGGAAGACCUGGAGCCCAAGGCCAAUAACUGCACACAGGUCCUGGUUUGGCACACUCGCACGGAAAAAGUUAACCUAGGCAACGAACCCAAAAGACACCAAGACUCUGUCUUCAUUGAAGUCUAA